UUGACGUCGAGCCAAAGAAGACAAGAUCGGAUUACAAGAUGGCGCCCAGUGGACGUUAGCGAGGAGGCCGCCGUAGUUGUUGUGUUUCUGCCAUUUUUUUUUUUUAUUACUCCGAACGAGGGCUGCCCUCUGGCUUGUUCCGCCGCCGGGCAUGUUAAGGAAGCUGUAGACAUUACUGGGACACUUAUUUUCCCCCCCACUGUAGUUUCACGCUGCAUGUUCCAUAACAUGCGGCUACCAACAAAGUUAUCAGGCUAAAAAGCAAGACGGCUAAAAGGCGCAGUAGCUCGUUAGCAGCAAAGCUAGCCUGCUAGCUCCCCGUCUCUCGUCACAAUGUCGGACACUCGGCGGCGAGUGAAGGUUUAUACGCUAAACGAAGACCGGCAGUGGGACGACCGGGGCACCGGGCACGUUUCGUCCACCUUUGUGGAGCGCCUAAAGGGAAUAUCUUUGUUGGUCCGGGCGGAAUCGGACGGAUCACUUUUGUUGGAGUCGAAGAUUAGCCCCAAUACUGCAUAUCAGAAACAGCAAGACACACUGAUCGUCUGGUCCGAGGCUGACAAUUAUGACCUGGCUUUGAGUUUUCAGGAGAAAGCGGGCUGCGAUGAGAUCUGGGAGAAGAUUUGCCAGGUGCAAGGGAAGGACCCCGCUCUAGACAUCACCCAGGACCCCAUUGACGAGUCAGAGGAGGAGCGUUUUGAGGAGAUCCCAGAGACGAGCCACCUCGUCGAGCUACCGCCCUGCGAGCUGAGCCGCCUGGAGGAAAUAGCUGACCUCGUGACGUCGGUGCUGUCGUCGCCCAUUCGCAGGGAAAAGCUGGCCUUGGCCCUCAUGAGCGAGGGCUACCUCAAGAAACUACUGGGCCUCUUCAGAGUGUGCGAGGACCUGGACAACAGGGAAGGCCUCCAUCACCUCUACGAGAUCGUCCGGGGCGUCCUGUUCCUCAAUAAAGCCGCGCUCUUCGAGGUGAUGUUCUCCGACGACUGCAUCAUGGACGUGGUGGGCUGCCUGGAGUACGAUCCGGCGCUGGUCCAGCCCAAGCGGCACCGAGAGUUCUUGACCAAGACAGCAAAGUUCAAGGAGGUAAUCCCCAUCACAGACUCUGAGCUGCGGCAGAAGAUCCACCAGACCUACCGGGUGCAGUACAUCCAGGACAUCAUUCUGCCCACGCCGUCGGUCUUUGAGGAGAACUUCCUGUCCACGCUCAACUCCUUCAUCUUCUUCAACAAGGUGGAAAUCGUCAGUAUGUUGCAGGAGGAUGAGAAGUUCCUCACAGAGGUUUUUGCGCAGCUCACAGAUGAAGCCACAGAGGAGAGUAAACGACGAGAACUUGUAAACUUCGUCAAGGAGUUCUGCGCUUUCUCGCAAACGCUGCAGCCUCAAAACAGGGACGCCUUCUUCAAAAUGUUGGCAAAUCUCGGCAUCCUGCCUGCGCUGGAAAUAGUCAUGGGAAUGGAUGACCUGCAGGUGAGGGCAGCAGCCACUGACAUCUUCUCCUACCUGGUGGAAUUCAGCCCGUCCAUGGUCCGAGAGUUUGUCAUGCAGGAGCCACAACAGACUGAUGAUGACGUCCUACUCAUCAACGUUGUGAUCAAGCAGAUGAUUUGCGACUCUGACCCCGAGUUAGGCGGUGCCGUCCAGCUGAUGGGUCUGCUCAGGACGCUAAUCGACCCUGAGAACAUGCUGGCCUCCACCAAUAAAACAGAAAAGACUGAGUUUCUGAGUUUCUUCUACAAGUACUGCAUGCACGUUUUAACAGCCCCACUGUUGGCAAACACGGCUCAGGACAAAAACUCAAAGGGUGAGCUGAGCUGCAGACGUCCUAUGUUGUCCUAUGUGACACAUUUUCAGUCUUUUUUUUUUUCCACUUUCAAAGAUUUACAAGAGGGAUCCACCAAGAUCAACCCUGUUUGUCCAGAUAACUUUCAGACUGCUCAACUGUUGGCUCUGAUUCUGGAGCUGCUGACCUUCUGUGUGGAGCAUCAUACGUACCACAUCAAGACCUACAUCAUGAAUAAAGACCUGCUGAGGAGAGUGCUUGUGCUCAUGAACUCCAAGCACACCUUCCUCGCUCUCUGUGCUCUGCGAUUCAUGCGCAGGAUUAUCGGCCUGAAGGACGAGUACUACAACCGGUACAUAAUAAAAGGGAACCUGUUUGAGCCGGUCAUCAACGCCCUGCUGGACAACGGCACGCGAUACAACCUCCUCAACUCGGCCAUCAUCGAACUCUUUGAAUUCAUCAAAGUGGAGGACGUCAAAUCCCUCAUCGCUCACAUAGUGGACAACUUCUACAAAGCACUUGAACCCAUUGAGUACGUGCAGACCUUCAAGGGCUUGAAGGGUCGGUACGAGCAGGAGAAAGACAGGCAGAGUCAGAAACUCACAAGAUAUCGUAGAGACGCUCGAUCUUUAGACGAGGACGAAGAGUUGUGGUUCAACGACGACGAAGACGAUGACGAAGCUGAGACCGUGGACAAGAGUCGAAUGGAAGACGACUACUCCGACGGCUACGGCAAGUACAUGGAGGCCAAAAAAGCAGGUGCCGCUAACGGAGCAAACAACGGUAAAGCUGCCGCUCUACCGCCCACCUCGCCUCCCUCCUCACCCAACAACAGCUCGGUAUCCUCGGUCAAGACGGUGGCUUUGCCCGCCUCUCCUGUAGUGAAGACCGCUCUGGUGGGCUUGGUGGACUACCCUGACGAUGAGGAUGAAGAAGAGGAAGACGAGGAGGAGGAGGAGCAGUCUCCAAGGAAGCGUCCUCGCCUGAGCUCUUAAAGGCCCGAUGUCCCCAAUGUCACCUUGGUCCUGCCGGGACGGACGUCACGGUCCCUCCUGUCCUCCAGCUGGAAGUGUCACUGGUCCCUUGUAGCUGCUGGGACCACGUCAAGGCGGAUUUAAGACCACCUCGCUCCAUCGUGACCUUCACUAACCUUUAACUAACUCACAGCUCGCCUCCUCCAUCGCUGUCCCAGGUCCGAAACCGCACCGUCCUCCGUCCCGACACCACCAGGGAGGCCGCAGCGGAAAUACAAGUGCCAAGGCCGGCUCCUCUAUCUGCUCCGUUGCUAUAGCAACGGCAGCCCGACAGGACCCGCCUCGCUCCCCACACCCACGCUUCUGAGCUCCGAGACGGAGACAGCCCGUGGACACGCCGUGCCACACAGGCCAGUCAGGCUAGCAGGACUAGCCCUCGUAGUUGUUAGGACGCUUGACUGGCCGCUCCCUCCCAUUGGCUCCCCUGGACGAGGUCACGCAUGUCUAACUAGGAACCAGGAAGCGAGCACACAAGACACGUCUCUCACCACUUUGUUCAGAAGAACUGUACAGACCACCUUCUCUUCCCUUUUUAAAGCAUCGCCCCGUUCUCCUUUGGGAAGGGAGAGAGCGACACUCGCCCAUGUGUGUCUUUUUUUAUUUGAUUUGAAAUCAUCGCACGGCGGUGGUGUCACUUUUCUCCCUUUCGGUUCAGGUCAUUUGAUUCUAUGUAAGUUGCAAAUGCUGGUUUUAAAAAAACAAACAUUAAAACUGCAGUAAAUUCA
Nerophis lumbriciformis (worm pipefish) is the source of this 3539-nucleotide messenger RNA. The record is from RefSeq and is a predicted model, not a curated record. Lineage: Eukaryota; Metazoa; Chordata; Actinopteri; Syngnathiformes; Syngnathidae.